Mollisia scopiformis is the source of this 1846-nucleotide messenger RNA. Its product is annotated as MFS general substrate transporter. The coding region runs from base 191 to 1846 and encodes 551 amino acids. The transcript is spliced from 10 exons. Gene Ontology annotation, molecular function: transmembrane transporter activity. NCBI's taxonomy places the organism in Eukaryota, Fungi, Ascomycota, Leotiomycetes, Helotiales, Mollisiaceae. Gene Ontology annotation, biological process: transmembrane transport. The record is from RefSeq and is a predicted model, not a curated record.
CUCCGGGUUAAUCAUGGAAUUCUGCUAGUACCACCCUGCCAGAUAAGCACGAAGAUAUCCGCAAAGAAGAAGGCAAUAGCGACGGGGAUAAAGAGUAGUCAUCUUCUCAAAUCUUUUGUUUUCGACCUUUCGAGAAGAUACGUGGAGCACGAAGUCAUUCUUGAAGUGAGGAUAAGAUUCCUUCUCCAUCAUGGUCGGUGCGAGUGAAAGAAGCGCUGCGGACAUUGAAUCUGGAGCAGUAGUGACUUUCAUCGAGGCACCGGGAACUGUCGUUCUUGAAAAUUCUCAAUCAAAGUUGAAGCAUGGACAAGAUGGAACAUUGGUCCUGUACCCGCAACCGUCGGAAGAUCCAAAUGAUCCUUUGAAUUGGUUUUAUUUCCGCAAAAUCGUCAACUUCUCGUUGGUCGCAUUCUAUGUGCUGAUGGUCUUUGCCUUUCAAGAUAUCCCAGUCAUUGUAUUUCAAGACUACGUCGACCAACUCGGCGUGACCUAUGGCCAGCUAAACAAUACUUUCGGACUCAACUGUGCCGGACUUGCUUUGGGAUGUCUAAUGUUUAUCCCAUUUUCCAUCAAGUAUGGUCGGCGCCCAGUGUAUAUUGUCACGACGUUUGUGAUGUUCUUCACUACGAUCUGGCAAGCAAGAUUGCGUACUUACGUGAGUAUGAUGGGAGUUAAUCUCGUCAUGGGUCUCGCUGGAGCUGUGGCAGAUACGAUUGUGCAAAUGACUAUCAACGACCUUUUCUAUCUUCACCAAAGAGGAACAAUGAACGCUAUCUACUUGAUCUUUGUCAAUGUGGGGGUCUACCUUGCUCCCGUGGCGGCAGGCUAUUCAGCUCAAUCUCAAGGAUGGCCGUGGAUAUAUUGGUGGUGUACCAUAUUUUUCGGCAUUGUUAUGGUCAUCUUCCUCUUCAUUUAUGAGGAAACUAAGUACAUGGUCAUGUCCGAAGGUAAAGAGGUACCCACAUCUGAAGUUCUGAUUGGCGAAGGCGAGAAAGGUGUCCAGGGCAACGAAAAGCAGCCAGUCGAGAACGCCACAGCAGCACACUCGACGAGACAAAUCGAUGCCUCGAUUCCAUUGAAAUCUUAUCGCCAACGAAUGACACUAAUCACCAAGACUCCCGGAACAUUCAAGGACUUUCUACGUCAUUUUUACAACCCAUUGUUGAUGUUGGCAAUCCCAGGAGUCGCUUACACGGCACUCCAAUACGGCGCAUUCCUUUCGUGGAUCUCCGCUGUCGCCACCACCGAGUCAGACUUCUUCUCUUCAGACCCUUACGACUUUUCCACAAGUGGGAUCGGAUUACUGAAUCUGGCACCGUUUAUUGGUGCGGUCGUUGCUGCCCCUUACUCGGGCCCCUUGAGCGACUGGUCUAUCAUCCAGCUGGCAAAGCGAAAUGACGGUAUUUACGAACCGGAAAUGCGUCUAUAUCUUGCUAUCUUCCCUGCGCUGGUUGGACCUGCAGGUCUCUUCCUCUAUGGCUUUGCUCUGGCACAUGAUGCUCAUUGGAUAGCGCCUAUGGCAGGAGUGGCUCUUUACGGAUUCUCUCAAGCAUCGAUCCAGGCAUUGAGCUUGACAUAUCUAAUGGACUCCUACGAAGAGGCAAGCAACAUCCCCAUUUUUGGUGUCUGCUUCGUACGCAAUGCAAUUGCUGCGUGCAUCGUUUUCGCAGUCAGCCCCUGGAUUGAGGGCAUGGGGAUGUACAACACUUUCGUCCUGCUCGGAUGUGUUGCACUGUUCGUGAUGCUGUUGUGUGUACCGAUAAUCAUUUGGGGGAAGAAACUUAGGAUUUUAUGCAAGGGUCGCUACGCCGCUUAUGCCAAGGUGCAGCCUGCACGAAGGGGAUAG